Messenger RNA from Lycium barbarum (goji berry), 706 nucleotides. RefSeq names its product putative ripening-related protein 1. Lineage: Eukaryota; Viridiplantae; Streptophyta; Magnoliopsida; Solanales; Solanaceae. The record is from RefSeq and is a predicted model, not a curated record. The coding region runs from base 24 to 611 and encodes 195 amino acids. The transcript has a single exon.
AAAGAUAGAAAAUUUAGAAGAAAAUGAAGAAGGGCAUUAGUCCAAAAUUUGCCAUUCUCAUUCUCACUAUAAUUCUUGUGAGUACAGUAAUUUCAUCUGCCAUGGCACUACAAUCGUCGUGCAAAUCUAGCGCGAAGAUUAAAGGCAUAAAACCACCACCAGGGAAAUGCAAAAUAGGUUAUCAAUCAGAAUGUUGCAAGCCUGGAAAAUCUUACACCACUUACAAAUGCUCCCCUCCUGUUUCUGGCAAGACAAAAGCUGUUCUAACUAUAAACAGUUUCCAAAAAGGCGGUGAUGGUGGUGGAAAAUCCGAGUGUGACAACAAAUACCAUUCAAAUAACAAGCCGGUGGUUGCACUCUCAACAGGUUGGUUCAGUGGUGAAAAGAUGUGUAUGAAGAAUAUUACAAUUUAUGGGAACGGAAGGCAAACGAAUGCUAUGGUAGUGGACGAGUGUGAUUCCACAAUGGGAUGCGACGAUGUUCAUGAUUAUCAACCACCGUGUGAUAACAACAUUGUCGACGCAUCCAAAGCUGUUUGGAAGGCAUUGGGAGUGCCUAAGAAGCAAUGGGGACAACUUGAUAUAUUCUGGUCUGAUGCUGCUUCUUCUUGAUUUUAAAUUUAUGUUUUUUUCAAGAUUAAUGAACAAGAUCUAAAUGUGAUAAAGCUUAUGUAACUAAGCAAAAGCAAGCAAAUAAAAGGCUGGCU